AUGAACUGCACGCAGUUCUUCCCAGAAGUGGAUCGGGGGUCAUUCCCAGCCAUGUGGAUCGGGAGUCCUGAGCUGGAGGAGGCGCUGGGGCUCCCCUGCCCACUCGUCAGAGGAAACCAGUGCGCCGGCCGUGGCCCCGGUCUCUCCUCCUGCUCGCCACCUUCCAGCUUUGCCAGAGAAGAAGGAACACGUUCCUGGCUCCUGCAGGCUUUCAGCCUGGGCUCCCCGCCCCCCACUGCCAACUCGCUGGGCAGAGCCCCCAGCUUGCAGCGCCCAGGGUCCCUGCAGCGUCUUCAGGCCCAGCCAGCCUGGGAGCUGCUGGCAAAGCGCCAGGCAGAGGCGCAGCACCAGGCGGCUUCUAGCAAAGGAGCAGCCCCCACCCCCACCCCCGACCCCCGGCCUGGAGGGGCCUGGAGGGGCCUGGAGAGCAGCUUGGUGCAGGCAGGGUUGAGGUGGGCAGCCGACUACCUGCCCAGCCAGAGGCGUCCGGUGGAUGUCAGCGAGCAGCCACGCCGUACGAGGCACCACCCUAGACCCAGAAAACCAGAGGUGAGACGAGGCCGCAGGGUCCGGGAGCAGGUUUCCGGGGACGGGCCGCCGACCCGAGUCCUGCUGAGUGUGCACGCGGUGACCCAGAAACCUGUCUAUUCAACUCGCUUCAGGGGCACCGGACCCGCAGCGGAGCCGGCGAGACACCGUCCCAGCCCCCAGGGACCGUCCGGGAAUUCAGCUGCCCAACGGCCCACGGACCGGGAGCAGAGCGGGCUGGGGGCCCCAGACGUGCAGGCGCCGAUGGAGCCCCCAUCGCCCGAAGCGUCUGACGGGGUCAUUCGACCCCCAGGAACGCCGGGCCUUCUGGAGGACGAGCUUGGGGUGCUCCCGCCCAGCCACACCCAGCACCUGGCCUGGAGUGUGACCCAGAGACCCCGGAGCUGA
Messenger RNA from Rangifer tarandus platyrhynchus (Svalbard reindeer), 936 nucleotides. The record is from the annotation of a GenBank genome assembly. NCBI's taxonomy places the organism in Eukaryota, Metazoa, Chordata, Mammalia, Artiodactyla, Cervidae.